Molecule: messenger RNA, 562 nt
Organism: Drosophila innubila
Lineage: Eukaryota; Metazoa; Arthropoda; Insecta; Diptera; Drosophilidae
Product: U6 snRNA-associated Sm-like protein LSm4
Exons: 4
Coding region: 16-480 (154 amino acids)
Biological process (GO): nuclear-transcribed mRNA catabolic process; spliceosomal snRNP assembly; P-body assembly
Cellular component (GO): P-body; spliceosomal tri-snRNP complex; U6 snRNP
Molecular function (GO): U6 snRNA binding
Source: RefSeq, a predicted model, not a curated record
AAAAAUAAAGGAAAAAUGUUGCCACUGUCACUUUUAAAAACAGCACAGAGUCACCCUAUGCUGGUGGAGCUAAAAAAUGGUGAAACUUACAAUGGACACUUAGUAAGUUGCGACUCCUGGAUGAAUAUUAAUUUACGCGACGUAAUUUGCACUUCAAAGGAUGGCGACCGGUUUUGGCGAAUGCCAGAAUGCUAUAUACGAGGAAGUACAAUCAAGUAUUUGCGUAUUCCCGAUGAAGUUAUUGAUAUGGUGAAGGAGGAUGCUCAAGCCAAAUCGCGUAAUCGCGCGGAACUCAACAAAAAUCGUGGCGGCAAUUCUUCACAAAACCAAAAUCAACGAGGUGCCCGCGGCGGGAACAGAAAUAAUUUCGGUAUUCGCAGUGGUCCAACUGGUGGAGGUUUAGGGAAUGGCGGGAUGCGUGCUGGACCUUCAGGGCAAGGAAAUCGACCUUUAGCACAGGGAAAUAAGCUUAGAAAGUAAUAUAAUGUAACUAAUCGUAGACAUGAUUAAAACUUCGACCUCAUCCUUUUAUAUAAAUGCGCAUUUUGUUAAUUAAAGAAUU